AUGAAAUAUGUAGCAGGCUUCACCGUUGGAAACGAUCUUUCUUUCCGACGAAACAUUCAGCGAAAAGAACUUCGAUCUGGCGAUGCCUUCAAAUUUGACUGGUUUCGUCAAAAAUGUUUCGAUGGCUCGUGUCCGAUCGGCCCGUGGAUGGUGCCGACCAACCAGGUCCCGAACAUACAAGACCUGGGAAUGAAGCUGUGGGUUGACAAUGAACUCAUGCAAGACACUACUACCGGGAACAUGAUUUUCUCUGUCGCCGAGCAAGUUGCAGAGCUCUCGCAUCAACUGACCUUACACCCUGGCGACAUGAUUAUGACUGGAACUGGAGCUGGCGUCGGGCUUGGCCGCGGGAGAUUUCUGAAAACUGGAAACACUGUGCGAUGCAUGAUCGAAGGUAUAGGAGAAUUUAGCUAUUAUAUUGGAUGA
Molecule: messenger RNA, 426 nt
Organism: Colletotrichum gloeosporioides
Lineage: Eukaryota; Fungi; Ascomycota; Sordariomycetes; Glomerellales; Glomerellaceae
Exons: 1
Coding region: 1-426 (141 amino acids)
Molecular function (GO): hydro-lyase activity
Source: RefSeq, a predicted model, not a curated record